AUGACCAUUCUCUCAACUUUCAAGCUAUUGAUCUACCUGCUGUUCCUAUGGUCAAUGAAGAGCAAUGGCCAAAAUAUGACUGGAAACACAAUUCUACCCAUUUCAGAUACUUCAACUUGCACCCCAUUGACUGUUGAUGCCAUCUUUUGUGAAAACACUGGCUAUUAUGCAGAAGCUGUUACCUAUUUGCCGAAUGCAAGAGGUCACGAAACACUACAGAUGGCUGCUGCGGAGUUAAACGAUUUCAUUGGACUUGUCAACAGUAACUGUUCCAAUGCAAUUUCAUUUUUUCUUUGUGCUUUCUAUGUGCCAGCAUGUUUCGAAGUUCCCAGUCCGGGAUCGAAUGUUUUGUUUAAGCCUUGUCGAAAUCUUUGUGAGUAUGUGCAAUCUCGGUGCGAAUCUGUACUUGUGUCAAAUGGAUAUGAUUGGCCGCCGUAUUUCAACUGCUCACUAGAUACUUUUGCCGAAACACCAACCUGUUUCGGACCUCCCGAUCCAAGUAUUCUUGAUCCCUCAGGCACUACACAAGCAACAGAUCCCAUUUCAUCCACCUCUGAGCCAAGUACCACAGCGGUUACCGAUACUGUGUUACCUACAAGUGGUGCUGUCAUGACGCAAUCAAGUCUGCUAUUCUCACUCUCUCUGGUGCUAAGUGUUUUAAUGGUAUUCAAGUUCCAAUACUGA
Molecule: messenger RNA, 684 nt
Organism: Halichondria panicea
Lineage: Eukaryota; Metazoa; Porifera; Demospongiae; Suberitida; Halichondriidae
Product: secreted frizzled-related protein 1-like
Exons: 1
Coding region: 1-684 (227 amino acids)
Biological process (GO): non-canonical Wnt signaling pathway; canonical Wnt signaling pathway
Cellular component (GO): plasma membrane
Molecular function (GO): Wnt receptor activity; Wnt-protein binding
Source: RefSeq, a predicted model, not a curated record